Molecule: messenger RNA, 1707 nt
Organism: Vombatus ursinus (common wombat)
Lineage: Eukaryota; Metazoa; Chordata; Mammalia; Diprotodontia; Vombatidae
Gene: ARMC7
Product: armadillo repeat containing 7
Exons: 4
Coding region: 144-716 (190 amino acids)
Molecular function (GO): protein binding
Source: RefSeq, a predicted model, not a curated record
AUACAAGGACAUUGUUUCUUGGAGCAACUGGCUAUAAAACUCUUUGAACUAAUGAGGUGAAUUGAUGAAGCACAGAAAAUAAGUGUGGGCUCUGCUGCUUAUUCAAAAACACCUUCUAAGGUGUUUCCCAGAACACCCUGGUCAUGGACCCAAAGCCUCGACUUGUGCCAGAGGGAGGACGACUGGAAUACCUGCAGGCAUUGGUCACCGAGUUCCAGGAGACAGCAAGCCAAGAAGCCAAGGAGCAGGUCCUGGCCAAUCUAGCAAAUUUUGCCUAUGACCCCAACAACUACCAGCAUCUCCGGGAGCUGCAAGUGUUGGACUUAUUCCUUGAUGUACUGAGCGAGGACAGCGAUACCUUAGUGGAGUUUGCCAUAGGGGGCCUCUGCAACCUGUGCCUGGAUAAAGUCAACAAAGAGUAUAUUCUGCAGAUGGGAGGCAUCAAACCCAUCCUCAACUGCCUGUCCAGCUCCAAUGAGGAGACAGUUAUGUCCGCGGUCACAACACUCAUGUACCUGAGCACAUCCCAGUCCAUCCAGGAGCUCACAGCCCUGCCCGUGGUGGAAUGUAUGCUCCGCUUCUCCCUCUCUGCAAAUAAGAGACUUAGCAAUCUGGCUACCAUCUUCCUGGAAGACUACUGCUCCCCUCGCCAGGUGGAAGAAGCCCAGAACCUGAGCCCACACACCGCUGUGGGCAUCCCACUCCCUAAAGACUGAUGCCAGGGAGGUGGUGUCCAUCCUUGGGAGCCCUGGGUUGGCAGCCAGGUGCUGCACAGUUGGUGGAGAGGCUUGUUAGAAGGGCAGUGUAAGUAAGGGAAGCUGAACCUGGGAGAAGACCAAUUUAUGCCAGUGGACUAGAGAGAAGAAAGAUCACAAGCCCUCUGCAGGAGAAAAAUAUCCCAUUAAACAAUAAGGCAGUUUGGGGGGUAGAAAGGGGAGGCCUUGGAAGAGGAAUCUCAGGACAGACAAGUUGUGCUACUACCAGCGGGGACAGUGCCAUUGUCAACAGAUAGUGGCCAAGGUUUUAUACCUUUCAGGCUGGGGGAUUUGGCUAUUAAUAUAUAAGUUCCCUUAAAAUCUGCAAGGUAUAACUACAAAGCACUGAAAUGGAUACUAAUACACCAUGAAAAACAGUUUUGUUACUUUGGUUAAAUAGGAGUGAUAAUGUGUAAAAGAGAGAGGACUAACCAGGACCUGAAUUCUAGUUCUGGCCCUGCCUGAUUACCAGCCAUGUGAUCUUUGUUAAACAAUACUUUUAACAUCCAUGAACCUUAAUUUUCCCAUCAAAAUGGGCAUAAUAAUUGUCAUUGUGAGGAUCAAAUGAGAUUGUGUCCAAGAGUAACAACAUGUAGGGAUGCUCAGUUAUCAUACCAGUGGUUUACACACUCUUUUAUCCUCCAGCCACCUUCUUUAGGGUCUGCCCCCUCAGCUUGAUGUAAAAUCCUCCUUGUUAAAGGGCCAUGGAAUGAAUUUAAUACAACCUCUGGCCCCUUCAAGCUCAUGUCGGGCACCAAAGGCGCACUGGGAAGAAGGCUGUUAAGCACAUGUUUACACGUAACAAGACCAUUAUCUGGAAUGGAUUGCUACAAGUUUGCAUAAUCGUUACCUGUGCUAGUGUAUGGUGAGAGUUGAGGCCAUAGGUGUAUAUUUCUGCCUCUCCUUUAAAUGAAAAUUUCAUUUUUAUCAAUGCUUUUUUGUUUUUUAGUCA